AUGACGCCACCAGACAAAUUCGUCUUUGUCGAGGUCAAUGCGGGAGAAUCGGCGCAUACCAAAGGGCUGCGAAUAUCAAGUGUGAGAUCUCAUGCAGCUCUGAUCACUCAUCAGAAAAUCAGAGCGAGCAAUCGAAGGCCGCCCCCGCCCCGCUCAAACACAGACACGCCAACCUCGCUAGAUGGUGCCCCGGUAGUAGCAAAGGCUCAACCUUUCCGGCGCUUUCGAGUUCACAGACCGAGCUCGCCUCCUACUUCGCCAGAUAAGGAAGAGGAUACGUACGAAUAUGUACCAGCACCAGGACCUCGUCUACUAGAAUAUUACCCCAUCAGUCCUCCAGAGAGUCCGGAUUCAGGCCACUACAGCGAUAAUCUCGAGUUAACGACAAGCAACCGCGAAGUGGACGAACAAAGGGAGCCUGCGUAUGAGGUGAACACCCGAUAUAUCAAGCAAGUUGAGCCUACGCAUGAUCAGGGGUGGCCAUUCGCACCCCAGAGUCCUUCGAUCUCAGAUCUCUUCUCUGGAUUCCGAACCGAUCCCUUUCAUUGUAUCCCGGGUAGCGUUGAUACCCGAGUCGCAUCGACGAUUGAUUUCUACGCCCAGCAUCUAAGUCCUGGCAACGAUGCGGUUUGCUAUGUGUUUGACGUCACAAAUAUCUACGCUUGGUUCCUCGAUGCACUGGCCGUGGGGCAUUUCUACGACGCUGGAAUGAGUGUUGUACAGGGACUACAUGAUGACGUGAGAGCAAUCGAUCCUUCCACCUCCCCACAAGUCCUCACACAUCGAGGUAAAGCCAUGGCAAAAGUCAGGCAGAGAAUUCUCAAGGACGCGAUCAACGUAGACGACAGUACCGUUAUCGCCAUGAUCUUUCUGGCGGUUCUCGAACGGUCCUUCCGGAACACCAGUGCGCACGAACUCCACAAGAAGAACUUGCAAAUGAUUGUGUCUAAAAGAGGCGGCUUGAAGGCUUUUCAAGAUGGCUCACUAGUGAAGGGAGCGAUGCUGCAGUUUGACACACUGUGGUCGUUGGACUCUGGCAAAACCAUAUUCCCGGGUGAGCGUCGUCAGCAUGACCCUGAGCUCCCCAGUCAUCCAUACUCUCCGGAACUGUGUAAGGUUAUUGAAAGCUUCCCGCCAGGCUUCGAGGCACUAGCUCUCGAAGGUGUGCUAUCAUAUGACGUGAUCCCAUUGGUUUAUCGAGCGGCCCAUCUGGCACGCUUGAGCCCCAGUGCUCGCUGGCAAUUACUAUCCACGAAACGCAGGUUACCCGGGCAAUACAACGAUUUCGCAGAGGCAUGUCCCUCAUUAGCAAUCAGUGGUCGCAGCGGCUCAAUGUUGGAGAAGUUGAUAGCCACCGCCAUCUUGUGCUUUGCCUACACGGGUUUUGGUUCGCGAACCUCUGCAAGUGCGCUUCGAGGGUCGAGGGCGGAGCUACUAAUGAAUUUGCACCUUUACAACCCUAAAUCCGUCGCGGAAGCCGAUUGUCUGCUGUGGAUGUAUGUCGUCGCCGUUGACGCUUGGAGUGUGGGGUCGAGGCUCCAACCUGACGGCCUCGUGCUGCUGGUGAAAUUGCAAGAAGGGUACCCUGCAACACGAAGUGUCGAUGCCGCUAUCACCAUGGCGAGAAGAUUUCUUUGGACCAGUCUGCUUGAUGAAUCGGUGCGUUCUUAUUGGAAAGAUUUAGUCUCGAAUGACUGA
Exophiala aquamarina CBS 119918 is the source of this 1698-nucleotide messenger RNA. RefSeq lists its product as uncharacterized. Bases 1 to 1698 code for a protein of 565 amino acids. The transcript has a single exon. Lineage: Eukaryota; Fungi; Ascomycota; Eurotiomycetes; Chaetothyriales; Herpotrichiellaceae. The record is from RefSeq and is a predicted model, not a curated record.